AUGUCACGUCAGAAAAGAGAAUGUAAACAGAAAGAGUUGUGUAAGUUGAUUGAACAGCACAAUGUGUUUGGAAGGAAGUGGAAUGUAAAAAUUGGUUUACCAGUAUACAAAGAUUUUGAACUGCUGCAAGUGGAGACCGUGCUGUAUGAAAUGCUGCAAGAAUAUUUGUUGAGGGAUGGAAUGUGUUUGCUAAACCUUCAGAGUGCAGUUAUUGCCAUUAUUCACCACAACAAUUAUUUUGCAGUGGUUGAUUUCGGAAAACGUAAUAUGUUUGGGUUGGCUUCUGAUACUGGCACGUCUGUGGUUGUUUUCAACACAUGUUUUAAUGAUCUUAUCGUUCAUAUCAUGAAUCUAAGGAAGUCUUUAGAUGCACAAUGGUAUGCCAUUAGUAGAAUUUCUGUAAAGACAUAUCACCAAGAUCAUGCUUGUGGUAGAGAGUUUCCAGACAACGAAAUUGACAUCAAAGGUGUUCAUGAGUUUGGCAAUAUAGGCACUGAAGUUGCAGCUGAGUUUGAGGAUAGUACUUCUGUUAGACUCGAAAACAGUGUAAGAGGAUCCUUUCAUCAGGGGAAUAACCAGUUUAAAUACAGAGGUGUCCAAUGUAUGGCAAUAGGUUUAGUAAGCCUGGCAAAACAUACAGUUGAUAGUGCAUUCUCGUGGCAGACCAAAGACCUUGACAGAGUUGUUGUUUUAGGUGACAAGUUGUACACAGCUUUGCGAGACACUAAUAAGAUUAAACACAAAUCCAAAUUGUUGGCCAUUCCUGAUUUGCCAAAAGAAUCAGUUAUUGAUGGAGAAAGUUUUUUGUUUGAAUAUGGUGAGUUUGUCAGUGGUAAUAUAGAUGUGGUUGAAGCUAAAGGGCUCAGUGUGAAUGAAAAACCUUUCGAAAUAACUGGUAUCUCUGCCACUAUUACAACUGUGAAACCUACACAGCACAAUGCAUCAGAAAUUAAAGAUGAGAAACGUACAACAAGUUUAACAUUAACAGAGAGCUGCAAAGACUCUGUCAAGACAUUUGAAUUUGAUUUUGAUAAGGAUACUUCAAAGGAUUUGCCAACCAAUAAUGAUGCAAGAAAUAAGCGUAAAAUUUCAGAAAAGAAAAAGUAUGCUUUUAAGUGGAAGUAUCAACAAGAUGAGUUGUAUAAGGAAACGAAAAAGGACAGCAGCAAAAAAAAGUAUCGAGAUAACCUUUUACACAAGAAAAAGGUAAAGGACAUGAGCAAAAUUAAGUAUCGAGAUAACCUUUUACACAAGAAAAAGGUAAAGGACAUGAGCAAAAUUAAGUAUCGAGAUAACCUUUUACACAAGAAAAAGGAUGUGGACUUUAAUGAAGUUUGGCUAAAUGAGUUUUGUAGGGAACAAGAUAAUGACAUUUUAGAAAAGGAGAGAGAUGGACAUGCAGAAACUGGUGAAGCAUCUGUAGAUGUUGGUGAAGAUGAACUUUUACAUGACAGACAGCAACAUUGCAUGUUUCAAGACACAUGUCUCAUGCCUGUUGACAUUGGCCAGGAAGCGUUAGAUCAGUAUUUUGAUGAUAUAAUGAAUUUGGCACCAGCCGAAGGGAAUAAUCCAGUCAAGUUGCUUUCUGAUUUAGCAAAUGAGGCAAAAUGCUUCCCAGUGUUAUUUCCACAGGGAUGUAAUACAUACCAUGAAUAUCGGGACAAACGUUUGACAUUGUCAAGGUAUUUUAACAAUCGAAUUUUACAUGCGGAUGGUAGGUUUGCACAAAAUGUUGAAUAUAUUUUUUUUGCUCAGUACAUGUCUGAAAUUGAACAGGUUGUGUCAAAUGUAUCAAUUGCAUUGCGCAAAGGAAAAAGUGGUUAUGUGUCUCAAAAAGUUAACGAUAAUGUAUUGAAAAAUGAAGAGUCUUUAAAGAGACUGCUGGAAUUUGACGAUGGAUUUCGAUUCCUUAAACCUAUUCGUGGUACCCCAGCUUUUUGGCAGACAGCACAACGUGACCUACUAGCUUGUGUACGUCAGCUUGGUAUCCCUACUUGGUUUUGUUCAUUUUCUUCUGCAGACAUGCGAUGGAAAAAUCUUCUUUUUAGUAUUCUGAAACAGGAAGGGAGAACACAGACAAUUGAAGAACUACAAUGGGCAGACAGGUGUGAGCUAUUGCGACGUAAUCCUGUCACUGCAGCGAGAAUGUUUGAUUUUAGGUGGCAUUGUUUUUUAAGAGAGGUACUUAUGUCUUCAUCCCAUCCAAUAGGUAAAAUUAAGGAUUAUUUUUAUCGUGUUGAAUUUCAGCAACGUGGUUCACCCCAUGUCCAUUGCUUGUUUUGGAUUGAGAAUGCUCCAGUAAUUGAUAAAAACACAGAUGAAGAGGUCAUUCAAUUUAUUGAUAAAUAUGUAACUUGUGAAUUACCAUUACAGGAUGAUUCAUUAUUGGACAUUGUUACAUCUGUGCAGAAGCAUUCAAAAAGACAUUCCAAAACUUGUAAAAAGAAAAAAACUGUUUGCCGUUUUAAUUUUCCCAGGCCAGUAUCUACUCAAACAUUUAUAUGUCGAGGUAAAAAUGAUACAACAAAACCAUGUAAGUGUCAGGUAGAUAAUAUGGAUAAUGUAACCAAAGAAUGUGCUUGUUUAAAUCAAGGUCUGACAGGUUUUAAAAUGAACAGGGAAAAAGCUGGUGAGAUUUUGUCAGCCAUGAAAAAGGCUCUUUCAGAUGAAAAUUGCAGUUAUAACAGUGUGGAACAUUUGUUUAAACAUUUAGGUAUAAAUCAAUCAAUGUUUGAGCUUGCAUAUAAAUCCUUUACUCGAAAUACGCAAGUUGUAUUGAAAAGACAGGUCAAUGAGGUUUGGGUCAAUCAAUAUAGCAAGCCGCUGUUAAAAUGCUGGAAUGCAAAUUUAGACAUCCAGUAUGUUGUUGAUGCAUAUGCAUGUGUGGUCUAUAUAAUUUCUUACAUAUCAAAGUCAGAAAGGGAGAUAGGAUUGUUGUUAAGUAAUGCACAAAGAGAAGCACGUAAAGAGGGAAAUGUUAGUGCAAAAGAGGCACUGAAAAAUCUAGGUAGUGUUUAUUUACAUAACAGAGAUGUAUGUGCUCAAGAAUCUGUGUAUAGGUUAACAAAUAUGCAUCUAAAGGAGUGUUCAAGAAAAGUUGUGUUUGUGCCAACAGGAGACAAUGUAAUCAAAAUGAGUCUACCUUUAAAUGUGUUAAGGCAAAAAGCAACAUCAAACAACCUUAGCACAGAAAACAUGUGGAUGACUAGUAUUGUAGAUCGCUAUAAAAACAGACCAAAUGAUUUAAGCGAUUUGUGUAUGGCAACAUUUGCAUCAGAAUAUCGUAUUUUAAGUAAAAAUGAAAAAUCUCAGAAUCCUCUUCAAUUAAAUAAUGGUUGUGGCUUUAUCACAAAAAGAACACGAACAAAACCAGCAGUUGUCCGUUAUGUGCGCUUUUCUGAGGAAAAAAAUCCAGAACAAUUUUAUCAAAGUAUUCUGCAGUUGUUUUUACCAUACCAUGUAGAUAUGCAGCUAAAACCUCCUAAUUGUGAAACAUUUGAACAGUUCUAUAAGAAUGGACAUGUGACAUUUAGUGAUGGCUCUAGACAUUCAGUCAAGUCAGUUGUUGAUUUAAAUAGAAGGAACUUUGAAAUGGAGGCAGAUGAAUUAGAUAAUAUCCAACAAGCAAUUGACAGUAAUGGUGCAAUAGAAGAUGGCUGGUGUGACCUGUGCCCAGAGCAGGAGUUAGAGCGUUUAAUUUGUGCAGAGGAAAUGAAAGAGAAUAAUCAGCAAGUGGAAGAACAAGAAAGAAAUAUUCCAGAUUUAACUGCAAGUAAUGAAAAAGUUGCACAUUUGGAGAAGAAAAAUAAUAUAAUGUGUAGAAGUGAUGGUCUGACCUUAAUAAGAUCUUUGAAUGAUACACAGUUAUCUAUUUUUUAUCAGAUUCGACAAUGGUGCUUAGAUAAGAUAAUGGGGAAAAAUCCAAGUCCAUUACAUAUAUUUAUUACUGGUGGUGCUGGAACAGGAAAAAGCCAUUUAAUAAAAGCUAUUCAAUAUGAAGCAAUGAGGUUACUAUCAACAGUGUGUCGUCAUCCUGACAAUACUUGUGUUUUAUUAGCUGCUCCAACAGGAAUCGCAGCAUACAAUCUGAAUUCAAGAACUCUCCAUAACACACUCAGCAUUGGAAAAGAUGUUCGCUUACCAUAUAUACCUUUGGGUGAAGAAAAGCUCAAUUGUUUGCGAGCUAAAUAUAUUGAUCUGCAAAUUUUUAUAAUUGAUGAAAUAUCCAUGGUUGAUCACAAUCUAUUUGCAUAUAUUCAUGGUAGGCUAAGACAGAUUAAACAAACUGGUGACUUUUCUCCCUUCGGAAAUGUAAGUAUAAUUGCUGUUGGAGAUUUCUUUCAGUUGCCUCCAGUUAAAGGGAAACCCCUGUAUGUUGAUGACGUACUAGGUAUUAACCUAUGGUCUAAACUGUUUUCAGUUGUUGAAUUAAAAACCAUAGUUAGGCAAAAAGACAAUCAAUUUGCAGAGUUACUAAAUAGACUACGGAUUCGUACAAAACUGACCCCAAUAUUAAACAGUGACAUAGAUUUAUUAAAAAAAUGUGAAACCGGUGAAGUCAGCUCAGCUUUACAUAUAUUUCCCACUAACAGACAAGUAAAUGAGCAUAAUGUGCAGCAACUAAUUAAAAUUUGCCCUGAAUAUGUUGAGAUAAAUGCUCAAGAUUUUGUAAAUAAUAACAAGACAGGAAAACUUGAAUUGAAAAGUGGUCAUCAUGCAAAAACAUAUAAUACUUGUCUAGAUGAAACACUGCUCUUAGGGAAAGGUGCUCGUGUAAUGUUGUGUAAAAAUGUAGACGUAAUGGAUGGCCUGGUUAAUGGGGUGUGUGGCACAGUAACGCACAUAGUUUUUCUUAACAAUGAACACAAGUUCCCUCAAACCAUAUAUGUCAAAUUUGAUGACAAUCAGGUUGGUGCACAAAGAAGAAAAUGUUGUGCAUAUGCUUCAUCAGUUGAAAUGGGUUCUACAGGUAUCAAACCAGAAGAGGAAAAAGUUAAUAAUAAAGGGGGGUUGCGACGACAAUUUCCACUAAAACUUGCUUGGGCUUGUACAGUACAUAAAGUACAAGGAAUAACCGUUGAUAAAGCAGUAAUUUCCCUAAAAAAGAUAUUUGCACCUGGACAGGCAUAUGUGGCUUUAAGCCGUGUUAAAAGUUUGUCUGGUUUGAUUAUUCAAGACUUUGAAGAGAAGGCUAUAUAUUGUAAAGACAGCAUUAGUAAUGCAACUCAAAGCAUGCCCAGAUUUUUUGUUAGAAAUUUACCAGACUACAAAGUGAAUACACAAACAUUUAGUGUAUUUUUGAUGAAUGUGCAAAAUUUAACACACCAUUUAGCAGACUUGGUUUUGCAUACUGACCAUUUGCAGCCUAACUGCAUUGCUGUCACUGAAACAUGGUUGCCUGCAGAUAUCUCAUUAGAAACAAUACAUAUUGAUGGAUAUAGUUUUCAUAGUCAACCACGAAGUUUAUCUUACAGUACUAGUAACCCAACAUUAACUGAAUUACAAGCUCAACAACAUGGUGGUGUUGGCAUGUAUAGUUCAAACAGUUUGGCAUAUAAUGUUGUCGAGGUACCAAAUGUCAAUAUAGAAUGUUUAGUUUGCAAUUACACAGAACACAAUAUAUUAAUAGCAGUUAUUUAUCGGCCACCUUCAUAUCCUAUUUCUUUGUUUAAAGGAAAUCUAGACAAACUGUUUAAUUUUCUAGAACCCUUAAGUAAUACAAUUGCUGUCAUUGGAGAUUUCAAUGAUAAUAUUUUAAACUCUUCAACAAUCUGCAAUUUUAUAACAAACAGAGGCUUUGUUCAACAUGUCACACAAACCACAACAGAAAAGGGCACAUUAAUCGAUCAUGUAUAUGUAAAAACAACCCAUUAUACCAUGAAAUCAACAGUGAUUCCAACGUAUUUCAGUGACCAUGAGGGUAUAUUAUGUUCUUUUACAUGCAAUACUAUUAACACUAAUGAGGAGGCAUUUGGCCAGUUGUAG
Messenger RNA from Carassius auratus (goldfish), 5985 nucleotides. RefSeq lists its product as uncharacterized. The record is from RefSeq and is a predicted model, not a curated record. Bases 1 to 5985 code for a protein of 1994 amino acids. Gene Ontology annotation, molecular function: ATP hydrolysis activity; DNA helicase activity. The transcript is spliced from 4 exons. Lineage: Eukaryota; Metazoa; Chordata; Actinopteri; Cypriniformes; Cyprinidae. Gene Ontology annotation, biological process: DNA repair; telomere maintenance.